This is a messenger RNA of Coprinopsis cinerea okayama7#130, 435 nucleotides long. RefSeq lists its product as hypothetical. The transcript has 3 exons. Bases 1 to 435 code for a protein of 144 amino acids. The record is from RefSeq and is a predicted model, not a curated record. NCBI's taxonomy places the organism in Eukaryota, Fungi, Basidiomycota, Agaricomycetes, Agaricales, Psathyrellaceae.
AUGAGCGCGGUGUUCCCAGGAUGGCUCGCGUUCUCCUUGUUCCCUUCGCAGAGGAGAGACGUCGCAGUCGCGCCUACCCCCGUCGUUCCAGGGUCUUCCAACGGUCCGCGAGUGGUCGAGUUGGAUAAGGGUGUUGAUUCGGGGGAAACCCAAUCAUCUGUGCGGAACCCGGAUACCUCGAUGGAUCACGAAGAGCGUAGUUGGGUUACAAAUGGAGCAGCACAAAUCCUCCUUGGAAGCUUGAUCCUGUACCAAAUCGCGUCAAUUCCCCCCAUUGUCCAAGGGACGAACCGAUACCUCUUCGUCAAUGCGACGCGUCAUGUCGGGUUGCAAGAAGUUGAGUUCAUUGUUGAACAAACAAGAAGAACCAAACCGUCUCGACACCGAAUAACAAGGAAAUCCAUCGCCGCCGAUUGUAGUCCACCCGCAUCGUGA